Pseudopipra pipra is the source of this 2680-nucleotide messenger RNA. Its product is annotated as glutamine-rich protein 2-like. The coding region runs from base 850 to 2640 and encodes 596 amino acids. The record is from RefSeq and is a predicted model, not a curated record. The transcript is spliced from 15 exons. NCBI's taxonomy places the organism in Eukaryota, Metazoa, Chordata, Aves, Passeriformes, Pipridae.
UGGCAACGGGAGCUGUGAUGAAGAGGGGCACGUGCAGCGCAGGCCCCAGUCCUUCGAGGGCCGAGGAAGGAGGAAGGAGCCUUCUGGCGACUGACCCGCUUCCUCAUCGCUUUGGCUGAUCCGUUUGAUCAGGCUACUUGCUUUAUCAUUUUAUCAACCCCUUUGCUUAUCCCUGUUACCACUCCUAUUGGUCUCCCCUUUUAUCAUCCCUAUAGGUCACCCCUUUAAGAAUCCCUCUAGGUCAUCCCUUUUAACAUCCCAAUAAGUCAUCCCUUUUAGAAUCCCAAUAGGUCAUCCCUUUUAGAGUCCCUAUAGGUCAACCCCUUUAGAAUCCCUAUAAGGCAUCCCUUUUAGAACCCCUAUAAGGCAUCCCUUUUAGAAUCCCUCUAGGUUCUACAUUUUAACAUUCCAAUAAGUAAUCCCUUUUAGAAUCUCUAUAGCCCUGUUAUCAUCCCUGUAGGUUAUACAGUUUAUCAACCCUAUAGGUUAUAGAGUUUAUCAUCCCUAUAGGUUAUAGAGUUUAUCAUCCCUAUAGGUCAUCCCAGUUAUCAUCCCCAUAGGUCAUAUGUUUUAAAAUCCCUAUAGAUCAUCCCUAUAGGGCCUCCCUCUUAUCAUCCCUGUAGUACAUACAGUAUAAAACCCCUAUUGAUCAUCCCUUGUAUCAUCCCUAUAGGUCAUACAUUUUAUAAUCCCUAUAGGUCAUCCCUUUUAUCAUCCCUAUAGGGCAUCCCUUAUAUCAUCCCUAUAGGGCAUAGAUUUUAAAAUCUCUGUUGGUCAGUUUGUUUGCCAUCACUUUUACACAUCCCUGGCAGAUCCUGUCUGGGCAGAAAGGCUUUUAUUUUUGCAGACAUGGCGACUCCCUUGGACACUCUCAGCCUCUCCCAGCUGCUGGAUCUCGCCAUCGGGAUGCCCCAAAAUGGAGCCGUCCACUUUGCGGCCCUGAGGAAACUGCUGCAGGCCGUGCUGGGGCACCUGGACGUGCAGUACCUGACAGCCCAGGAGCCGUGGACGGGCGAGCUGAGUGGCCCCUCACUGGCUGAGUUGGCCAUGGGCAUGAAGGACAUGAAGCAGGAGAUAGAAUCCUGCAGGAAACUCAUAUCUGAGACCGUGUCUCAGGAGAUUGGUGAGAUAAAGGCUGAACAUUCCCGUGUGUCAGAGGACAUCAGGAAGAUCCAGGAGGCACAGGCCAUGGCUGCCUCCAAGCAUCUCCAGGAGAUUGACAAGUUAAAGGCUGCACAGUCCCGCAUGGCAGAGGACAUGAAGAAGGUCCAGGAGGAGCGUGACCAGGCCAUGGCUGAGUGCCAGGAUCUCCGUGAGGAGAUUGACAGGAUAAAGGCAACACUAUCCUUCAUGGAAGAGGACAUUAUGAGGAUUAAAGAGACCCUUGCAUUGAUGAAGAAGAUGGAGGAUGACAUCAGAAAGCUGAGGGCGGAUAUGGCAAAGUGGAAAGAAGAGACCAAUGAGCAGAUCACUCAGCAAAUGGAGUCUGUGCUGCAGAAGACAAAGAGUGAGCUGAAGAAGAUGGAGGAGCAGCAGGAGAUGAAGAAUUCCAUGCUGGAGCAGCUGGUGACUGAGACAGCCAACCAGCUGAAUGCUCAGGACCAGCAGCUGCUGCAGCACAUGGAAGACUCAUUUGGCAAGAUUCAAAAGGAAUACAAGAAACUCAGCUACAUCUCGGAGAGUAUCCAGACAGACUGUCAGAUGAAGCAGAAAGCUAUUGAGAUGCUGUUCCAGUCCUUGGAGAAGCUGAAGAAGGAAAAAGUAGAUGAGCAGAACAUGUUGACAGCAAUGGACAUGAAAGCGGACAAAGAUGCCUUGGGCAGCAAAGUGGAUUGCACUCAGUUUGAGGCGAGCAUGGAGGGGCUGGAUCAGAGGCUGCGGAAGAUUCAGGGCCAGAUGUCAGGACAGAAUCAGCACUGGAACGAGCUGCAGCAGAAGCUCAAGGACAUGAAGGAAAACAAGCUGGAUCGUGGGGAGCUGAAGUAUUUCAGAAAUCGGUUAGAGGAGAUCUGGAAGGGGAAGAUGGAAGAACUUGAGAACAGGAUCUUGGGUGACAGCGCCGCUGGGCUGAGGAAGCAGCUGCCAGUCCCUUUCACGUGCCUGUCCUGUGACCGCCCGGUCAAAACGCAGGUUCCUGGCCUGUAUCCUGAGACACUCCCAUAUUUUCAACCGCUGCCCCCCAGCAAGGAUGCACAGCAAAGCCAAAGGAGAACAGUGGUCAAUGGCAAGAUCCCCCGAGUGGCCCCGAGCAUCGGGAACCCUCAGAGCAGCAGAAGCCCCAGACAGCUCAUCCAGGCUUCCCCCCGGAACAACGUGCGGCUGAAGAGCAUCACAGCACUCCCCAGCAAGCCUACUGUGAUCAAGCUGCUGGGCAGCGAUGGCAACAUCUCCAAGGUUCAGAAGGACCAGACUCCUGUGGUGGACAGAGCACAGGAUGAGCCAGGCCCUUCCACCUCACAGGACCACCGACCAGCCACGACCCACAGCCACGUCUCCCGAGCACCGGCGCUCGUCCAGACACUCCGGCCCCGCCAGACGUCGUCAGCCCCCAAACAGCUGGACAGGACUGGGUGCCCAGGGACGUCUUCUAAGCAGACACGGGACUUUGUGAAAAUUGCCCUCAAACGGAUGACUUUUUGAUUUUAUUAGGUUAAUAAAAAACCUUCAAAAUGCAGACAAA